GUGUGGACGCUACAUAAAGGGUUUCAUUACGCACUUUUCACCGAAAAGGUCACCUGGAACACUGCAGACGCAUUCUGUAAAAUUGCUUUCGGUGGACAGCUGGUGAAAAUUGAAUCCGUCGAGGAGAACAGCUUCAUUAAAUCUCAAUACCUUUCGGGCAAAGUAGAUUAUUGGAUUGGACUGUCCAACUCUGUUGAAGAAGGUGACUGGAAUUGGGUUGAUGGAACUAACUCAACUGGAUACACGAACUGGGGAAAUGGCCAGCCGAAUGAUUCUAAUGGGCAGGAUUGUGCGGGAAUACGUAUGGGAACAUACUCUAAUACGAAUUAUGACGCACAGUGGCACGAUAACUCUUGCUUAAAAACCAAAGGAUUUAUUUGCCGAAAGUAA
Messenger RNA from Porites lobata, 390 nucleotides. Lineage: Eukaryota; Metazoa; Cnidaria; Anthozoa; Scleractinia; Poritidae. The record is from the annotation of a GenBank genome assembly.